AUGAUGUUCUAUUCAGGAAAGGGUUGGGUCAUCACGGGAACAUAUUACAUGCGAAAGGUUCUUGAUGGUGCUUGUGGCGGCUUCGUGUAUUCUAAACAUGGUGAUGUCUUCCCGUACGAAGCUGACUGGAGCCCAAACUUUGAGAUCAGUGAAGUGUAUCUAUCAGCUGAAUGUCGAUGGGUGCCAGCGUACAAGUCACCCGCCUUGCAUAUUCAUUGGUCAUCUCCAGCUAAUCCAGAAGUUCAAAGAGAGGGUGUUACCUGGUUCUAUAACGAGGUUACCGUGAAGGAGACAGCAGAUUUUACCUACUAUUGUACCAGUGAAUUCUAUGGAGGCUACAUGGGAAUCCAGGAUCGCUCAACUAAAUGGGUGAUCUUCUCGAUAUGGGACAGGACCUCCACAGAUGAUAAUCCUAAAGCGCCAUCUAAUGACUUGGUGAAAGUGCUUGCUCAAGGGGUAGGCGUGACCGUUAAACGAUUUGUUGGAAAAGGUACUGGGGGUCAAAGUCACCUUGUCUAUGACUGAAAGGUGGGUCACCCAUAUCAACUCAUGGUCAACGUUGGACCAGACACAAAAAUGUGACAAGGCCAUAUUCACAGGAUGGUUUCCUAUUCAAGAGCUGAAUAUCUGGCGUCUGCUGGCUUCAUUUUAAGUGCGCCCCAAAGCGGCAAGCAAGCACCUGGAAGAUCCUCACUCAUUUCUCGAGGAUUGGGCAGGAACUGGACGUCGACGACAGGGCUUUUACGGACCGGCUUGGAUUAAAACAGACAAAGACCCUUGGGUGCAGGCAAUGCACGGCAGAGGCACAACGACGGGGUCACAAAUUAACAGGAAUGUCGUCUUGACCGAUGAUCGCAGACGUCUUGGAAUGAAAACUGGUGGACUAGCAUUGACCAAUAAGUCCUAG
Porites evermanni is the source of this 907-nucleotide messenger RNA. Lineage: Eukaryota; Metazoa; Cnidaria; Anthozoa; Scleractinia; Poritidae. The record is from the annotation of a GenBank genome assembly.